AAGAAAAUAAAUUUAAUUUAAUUUAUGUGCUAUUUACAAAAACACAUAAACGGAUAGCAAGAGAAAAUGGUACUCGCUGGAUUUGGUCCAUUUGAUGUCCGUCCCGGAAAACCUUCUUAAAUAUUUCAAGUUUUACACAGCUCUCGCAUCCGUCGUGUGCGAUCAUAAAUGAGAACGUUAGUCAGUCAUCGCUGUUAAUCGAUACCAAAGUCUGCAAACACAGCAGUCUAACGACAGCAUCUUCUACCAGAGACUGGACUUUGCUUUGGAAUCGUCACACUGGUCAACUGACUAUUUUCACAAACCAGUGCUGAUGCUUUCACUGGAAGUUUAGCUGCAGUAUGUCAGAGGGGAGAGGAACAUACUUUCUGUCUGAGAUGAGUCUGUCACAGAAACAGAGUGUGAGAACAGGUUCACCUGUAUUCAGCUCUGUGUCUGUGAAGAGUGACCGUUCAAAAGGUGGCAUGCCAAACUUCAGUGAGAAAAAACCAUCAUCUACCAAAAGUGUAAGAUCAGGUUCACAUGUGUCCAGUUCUGUGUCUGUGAAGAGUGACCAUUCAAAAGGUGGCAUGCCAAACUUCAGUGAGAGAAAAACACCACCUGCCAAAAGGCUUCAAUAUAAGACAUUAAAUUCAGACUUCCAGACUCAAAGGAACCAUGAGAAUUUCAAAGACAAUCUUUUAGGGAUUUUUCAGGAUCUUGAGAGCAAAAUAAUCACAUUCCUGAAGAUUGAGCUCGAAAAGUUUAAGCAAAUAUUAAAAAGGGAGAACUUGCAGUCUUUCACUAAAGACUUUAAUGAGAACAGAUGCAGCAUCAAAGAAGCAGCUCUUGAUCUCACACUCUACUUCCUGAGAGAGAUGGAGCAAAAUGAAGCUGCUAAUACUCUAGAAGAUGAGCUGUUCUUCAUUCAUCAGCUAAAAUGUAGCAUGAAGAAGUAUCAGUGUUUAUUUGAAGGAAUUGCAAAGCAAGGUGAUUCUACACUUCUUAAUAACAUCUACACAGAUCUCUAUAUCACUCAGGGUUGUAGUGAACAGGUCAAUACUGAACAUGAGGUAAGACAGAUUGAAGUUACUUCCAGGCGUCAUGAAUCACAGGAGAUACCAGUUGAAUGCAAAAGAUUGUUUGAAACAUCUGAACAAGACAAGCAGAUCAGAACUGUACUGACAAAAGGUGUUGCUGGCAUCGGAAAAUCAGUCUCUGUGCAAAAGUUUGUUCUGGAUUGGGUUGAAGAAAAAGAAAAUCAAGACAUUGGCUUCAUAUUUCCUCUUCCAUUCAGAGAGAUGAACUUAAAGGAGAAAGAAACACAAAGUUUGAUGGACCUUGUAACUCAGUUUUUCCCAGAGACAAAAGGACUGAACCUUAAAAGAAGGAAUAAUUUCAAAGUCCUGUUUAUCCUUGAUGGUUUGGAUGAAUGUCGUCUUCCUCUGAACUUUGAUGGUAAUGAGACAUGGUCUGAUGUAUCAUCACCAGCCUCUCUGGAUGUUCUCCUGACAAACCUCAUCAAGGGAAAUCUGCUUCCUUCUGCUCUGAUCUGGAUCACCACCAGACCAGCAGCUGCCAGUAAGAUUCCUGAUGACUGUAUCGACCGGCUGACAGAGAUACGAGGAUUCAAUGAUUCACAAAAGGAUGAAUACUUCAGAAAAAGAUUCACUGAUGAGAAUCAGGCCAAAGAAAUCAUUGAUCAUGUUAAAAAAUCAAAGAGUCUCUUCAUCAUGUGCCACAUCCCAGUCUUCUGCUGGAUUUCAGCUACUGUUCUCCAAAACAUUUUAGAGGAGAAAAGAAGUAAUGAUAUGAGAAACAAAUCUGAUUACACGUGUAAAACACUGCAGGAAUCAAAUACUGAAGACACUCCCAAAACUCUAACACAAAUGUACACACACUUUCUCCGCUUUCAAAUCCAGCAGAGCCGUCGAAAGUAUGAUGGAGAAUACACACCAGAUGUUUCCUGGGACAAAGAUGCCAUCCUUUCACUGGGGAAACUGGCAUUUCAUCAGCUGGAAAAAAACAAUGUGAUCUUCUAUGAUACAGAUCUGGAAGCCUGUGGUAUUGAUGUCUCUAAAGCAUCAGUUUAUUCAGGCAUGUGUACCCAGAUCUUUAAGGAGGAAACAGGGAUCAUUCUUGGUACCAUGUACUGCUUUGUUCACUUGAGCAUUCAAGAGUUUAUUGCAGCCCUUUAUGCACAUUUAUUUCUAGAAAUCAAAAAGAAAAGUGUGUUUGUUCAAGACUCUAUAGAACAGGAAAAAAAUGAAGCCAUGAUUGAUUUGCUCAAGACUGCAGUGGACAAGGCACUCAAGAGUGACAAUGGGCACCUGGACCUUUCUCGCUUCCUCCUCGGUCUGUCACUCCAGUCCAAUCGGCGACUCUUACGUGGUCUGUUAACACAGCAAGAUGACAAUGACCAGAGCAAAAAGGAAAUAGUUCAGUACAUCAAGCAGAAAUUUGAAGCUAAUCUGUCUCCAGAGAGAUCCAUCAAUCUGUUCUACUGUCUGAAUGAACUGAACGACCAAACUCUGGUGAAAGAGAUUCAGACCCACCUUAGCAAAGGAAGUCUUUCAUCUGGUGAUCUUUCUCCUGCCCAGUGGUCUGCUUUGGCUUUUGUGUUGUUGACAUCAGAGAAGGAGCUGGAGGAGUUUGAGCUUCAGAAAUUCAAGAAAUCAGACGAGUGUCUCAUUAGAUUAUCAGCAGUCAUCAAAACCACCAAAAGAGCCUUGCUAAAUGAUUGUAACUUAACAGACAAAAGCUGUUCAGCUCUGGCUACAAUUUUUGAAUCAGAUACCAAUCUGAAAGAGCUGAACCUGAACAAUAAUUAUCUGCAGGAUUCAGGAGUGAAGCUGCUCUGCACUGGACUGAAGAACGUACAGUGUAAAUUGGAGAUACUGAGACUUUCAGACUGCAGUAUCACUGAAGAAGGUUAUAAAGCUCUGGCUUCAGCUCUGAGAUCAAACCCUUCACACCUGAUAGAGCUGGAUCUCACGGGAAAUGAUCCUGGACAAUCAGGAGUGAAGCAGCUCAAUAAUUUACUACAGGAUCCAAACUGUCAGCUGAAGACACUGAGGUUUUUACAAAGUCCUGAUGCAGAAGAAGCCUAUAAAUAUCUGACUGAAGUUCUUCACAAUAAAAACCCGUUACUCCUGAGAGAGCUGAAUCUGAGUGAACGUGAACUAGGAGACACACGAGUGAAUCAGAUCGCUGCUCUACUGCAGGAUAAACACUGUAAACUCAACACACUUCAGCUGUGUGAUUGUAAACUAACAGAGGGAAGCUGUUCAGCUCUCGCUACAGUCCUGAAAUCAAACCCCAGUCUGAAAGAGCUUGACAUGAGCAACAAUAAUCUGCAGGAUUCAGGAAUGAAGAAACUCCAAAACGGAUUAGAAAAUACAAACUGCACACUGAAGAAACUCAGACUUUCAGACUGCAGUAUCACUGAAGAAGGAUAUAAAGCUCUGGCUUCAGCUCUGAGAUCAAACCCUUCACACCUGAUAGAGCUGGAUCUCACAGGAAAUGAUCCUGGACAAUCAGGAGUGAAGCAGCUCAAUGAUUUACUACAGGAUCCAAACUGUCAACUAAAAUUGAGGUUUUUGAGUCCUGCUGCAGAUAAAGCCUGUCAGAAUGUAACUAGAGUUGUAGGUAAAAAUCCCUUAUUUCUGAGAGAGUUGAUUCUGAUUGGACAUGAACUUGACUUAAAAAACGUGAAAUGGCUCGCUGCUCUACUGCAGGAUAAACACUGUCAGCUCAACAAACUUCAGCUGAAGAAUAACAGUAUUACAGAAGAAGGUUGUGCUGCUCUGACUUCAGCGUUUAAUUCAAACCCUUCGAACCUGAUAGAGCUGGAUCUGAGUGGAAAUAAACUAGGAAACUCAGGAAUUGAGAAGAUCUGUCAUCUGUUGGAAAAUCCACAAUGCAGAUUAGAGAAACUAAAAGUUUCAGACUGCAGUAUCACUGAAGAAGGUUAUAAAGCUCUGGCUUCAGCUCUGAGAUCAAACCCUUCACACCUGAUAGAGCUGGAUCUCACAGGAAAUGAUCCUGGACAAUCAGGAGUGAAGCAGCUCAAUCAUUUACUACAUGAAGGAUGCUGUAAAUUGAAGACCAUCAGAUUUUUGAAAAGUCCUGCUGCACAGGAAGCAUGUGAGCAUCUCACUGAAGUUCUGGGUAAAAGUCCAUUAUUACUGACAGAACUGGAUCUGAGUGAAGAUAAAAUAGGAGAUCUGGACUGGGAGAAACUCUCUGCUCUUUUGAUGGACUCUCAUAGCAAACUGGAAAAAAUGAAGCUGAAUAAUUGUAAGCUGACAGAGAAAAGCUGUUCAGUUCUAGCUGCUGUUCUCUCCUCCAAAACCAUCCUGAAAGAGAUGAACCUGAACAACAGCCGUCUGCUGGGCUCAGGAGUCAAACAGAUCUGUGAGGGACUGAAGAAUCCUGUGUGUGAGCUGAAGAUACUCAAACUGUCUAACUGCAGUAUCACAGAAGAAGGUUAUAAAGCUCUGGCUUCAGCUCUGAGAUCAAACCCUUCACACCUGAUAGAGCUGGAUCUCACAGGAAAUGAUCCUGGACAAUCAGGAGUGAAGCAGCUCAGUGAUUUACUACAGGAUCCAAACUAUCAACUGAAGAAACUGAGGUUUUUGGGUCCUGCUGCAGAUGAAGCCUGUCAGUAUGUGACUGGAAUUGUGGGUAAAAACCCGUUACUCCUGAGUGAGCUGAAUCUGAGAGGACAUGAACUAGGAGACACACGAGUGAAUCAGAUCGCUGCUCUACUGCAGGAUAAACACUGUACACUCAACACACUGACUCUGUGUGGAUGCUGGAUUACAAAGAAACAGUGUCUCAUCCUGACUUCAGCUCUGAAAUCAAACCCAUCACACCUGAGAAAACUGAACCUGAGUAUGAAUCAACUAGGAGACUCUGGAGUGAAUAACCUCAGAGAUCUACUGAAGAACCCACAAUGCAAGCUGGAGAAACUAAAUCUGUCUGGAUGCAGUAUUACAGAGAAACAGAGUUUCUUCCUGACUUCAGCUCUGAAAUCAAACCCAUCACACCUGAGAAAGCUGAACCUGAGUGAGAAUCAACUAAGAGACUCUGGAGUUGAAAACCUUGGGCUUCUGCUGAGCAGUUCACGAUGCAAGCUGGAGAAACUACAUCUGUGUGGAUGCUGGAUUACAGAGAAACAGUGUUUCAUCCUGACUUCAGCUCUGAAAUCAAACCCAUCACACCUGAGAGUGCUGGACCUGAGUGGGAAUAAAAUAAAAGACACAGGAGUGAAUCACUUAUGUGACGUACUGAAGGAUCCACACUGUAAACUGGAGAGAUUGAGUCUGAAGUACUGCGGCAUUACAGACGUUUCUUCUUUAACUCAGUCUUUGACAAACACAAAAGCACUGCAGUUUCUAAAAGAGCUUGAUCUGAGAAACAAUAUGAUUGGAGACUCAAAGAAGCAGCUCACUGAUGUGCUACAAGACUGUAAACUCCUGGAGAAGGAACAUUCACUCUGGAGAUCUGAUGAAGACUACAUUAGUGUGAUGUGAAAUAAAGGAAAGAGAAGAGUCUGAUCAGCGCUCAAAUGAGGUGGAUUAGCAGGAAGAUAUGAGUCUUUGGUAUAAGGACUAAACUCAUAUUACCAGAUGAUGUGAUUAAUCAACUCAAUUUUGAAGAAAUUAAAAUAUUUCUGCACAUGAUUGUGCAAUAAAAUUUAAGUGAUCAGGUAUAUCAAAUGAACAUGAAAUAUAAACUGAGAGUACAUCUACAUGUUUAGAGAUUCAAAUCAGUACUAUCAGUGUCAAUUUUAUAUUUAUUUAUGCCAUAAAUUCAUUUUUAUUUUUAUAUUUAUAUUUCUGUACAUUUUUACAUCUUAUCUCUUACAUUUAUAUAUAUUUAUAUAUUUAUUAAUUUAAUUUGUAUUAAGUCAGUUUUGUGUCUGCACAAAUAUAUUGUUUUAGUUCUGUGAAGAAACAUUCAAGUAAGAGUUCGAUUGUGUUUGGUUCAUUAAAUAAUGCUUUGACUGACGUAAGAGGCGUGGAUGGAGUCUCUCCUCUUUCAUGAGUCCAGACUAACUGAUCUUCUGGCAGCUGUAGAGUUUCCUGUAGAAAUUACAUGUGAAUGAGCAGCCAUGCAGGUCUGACUAAUACAUAAAGACAAAUGUUAUAAAACCCAUUCUCAUCUCACUGGCAGUUAUUUCAUACAAUCAUUGACGUAAUUAACACUGUUGUCAUCCAAAGACAGUGUUACUAUCAUGCAGGAAGUCCUUCCGUUGUUAUAUGAUGAAAAACAACAACUACAGGAAAUGACAUCAUAGAGAGGACGAGAUGGGCACUUGAUCCAGGCCGGAUUUGAACCCGUGUCCCAGCGACUCAAUAGCCCUCUGGUGUUCUGCAUGUUUAUUUAAAACUAGAUAACUAAAACAUUUCUGCUUUUGAUCCUCUCUGACAUCCAUCAUUUACUCCCAACCUG
Onychostoma macrolepis is the source of this 6438-nucleotide messenger RNA. Its product is annotated as NACHT, LRR and PYD domains-containing protein 12-like. The record is from RefSeq and is a predicted model, not a curated record. Gene Ontology annotation, molecular function: protein binding. NCBI's taxonomy places the organism in Eukaryota, Metazoa, Chordata, Actinopteri, Cypriniformes, Cyprinidae.